Cannabis sativa is the source of this 1035-nucleotide messenger RNA. RefSeq lists its product as uncharacterized. Lineage: Eukaryota; Viridiplantae; Streptophyta; Magnoliopsida; Rosales; Cannabaceae. The record is from RefSeq and is a predicted model, not a curated record. The coding region runs from base 1 to 1035 and encodes 344 amino acids. The transcript has a single exon. Gene Ontology annotation, molecular function: zinc ion binding; nucleic acid binding.
AUGGGAAGAGCUGCACUGGAAGAAACUAUUCGUAGGCAGAAUGAAGAACUUCGUCAGGUGAGAAAUCAACCGGAGCCGCCAGAGCCAGAAAAUAGAGACCCACCAGCUGCGUUGGUAUAUCCUACUGCAGAGGCUAGACAUGAGAUGUUAGCAGAGAGGUUUCGAAAACAACACCCGCCCGAGUUUGAGGGAGGCAUAGACCCAGUGGUGGCUGAAGAGUGGAUGAGUCGCAUAGAAAAUAUUUUGCAGAUGCUAAGGGUCAAUGGGAAUGACCGAAUGAAGUGUGCAUCAUACAUGUUGAGGAAAGAUGCUCCUAUCUGGUGGGAAGUGGUGGAACAAACAAAGGAUGUGAAUACCAUGAGCUGGGAUGAUUUCAAAAGGGUAUUUAAUGAGAAAUAUUAUAACUCAGCAGUGUUAGCAGCAAAGGUUGAUGAAUUUACUGGAUUAGCCCAAGGGAGCCUUACUGUUACAGAGUAUGCACAAAAAUUUGAUAGAUUGGCAAAAUUUGCUCCAGAUUUGGUACCUACUGAUAGAGUGCGAGCACAUCGAUUUGUGGAAGGCCUGAAACCAAUGAUUGCUCGGGAUGUAGAGAUUGUGUCAAGGGGUCAAUUCAGUUAUGCUCAAGUUGUCGAAAUGGCUCUUACAGCUGAGCGAAGUGAAAACAAAAUUUGGAAGGAAAAUGCUGCUAGGAGGGAAUCUAAGAAAGGUGCAGCCAAUUCUAAUGACCACAAGAAAAGGGGACAAGAUCAGCCCGGACAGUCAAGUCAAGACAAGAGGUACAAAACUAAUAACAACCACCGAUCUAAUGGAAACAAUGGACGCAAUGUUCCAGAAUGUCUUAAAUGUACUAAACGUCAUCUCGGAGAGUGUAGGGCGAAUGCAUGUUACAAAUACGGAAAAGAAGGUCAUAUUAAACGUAAUUGUCCAUUGUGGGGACAAAGUGAGAACAAGGAAGAUUCAAAGGAAGACGAUAAAUAUGUUCCGACGAGGGUCUUCGCUAUAAAAGAAGCAGGACAGAGUGAUGACAAGUGUUGA